AUGCCGUGUUGAUAUGCCUCCGCGACCUUUACGACUGCAUAUUGAAGCGGGCUAGAGACACGCAAAUCGGUAUCGGCAAACUCUAGCUUGCCCUACAGAUAUGGCGAAUAAGCCCGCCCACGUGCUCCCUUUGUGGGCGAAAUGGAAGGGAUAUAAAGACCUCCAUGGUCGCGAAGAUGAAGGGAGAAGAAAGUGUUUUUCUCGUCUUGUGCUUUACAGUAUGGCUUUUGCUGCUGCAGGUCUUCUCGCCUUGGGCGUUGUUGGAAGCUCUUCAGCACUCCUCAUCCCAAAACCUCAGGCAUGCGAUAGCGUCCAGAGUGGAUAUCAGUGUCAGCCACAGAUAUCUCACUUUUGGGGGCAAUAUUCGCCAUACUUUUCAGUCCCAUCAGAGAUCCCUGCAGAUGUUCCUUUGACGUGCUCUGUCACAUUUGCGCAAAUCUUGUCGAGACAUGGAGCUAGAGACCCUACGGCAUCCAAGACUGCAAAGUACAAUUCGACCAUCAUCAAGAUCCAGAAUAAUGUCGCCAAUUUCACUGGCAAAUAUGCAUUCCUCGAUGACUACGAGUACACCCUUGGUGCCGACCAAUUGACAGACUUUGGAAGACAACAGAUGGAGAACUCGGGCAUCAAGUACUACCAGCGAUAUGCGAAUCUCGCUCGCAAGAGUGUCCCUUUCGUUCGUUCAUCUAGCGAGGAUCGUGUUGUGGAAUCUGCAGAGAGAUGGAUUGAUGGCUUCAAUCAGACCAAAGCUGGAGACUGGUGGGCCAACAAGAAUUACCCUUCCAUCAACGUGGUCAUCAGCGAGGCCGCUGGCAGCAACAACACGCUCAAUCACGACCUCUGCAACAGCUUCGAAAACGGACCCGACUCCACCAUCGCCGACGCCGCCCAAAAGACAUGGGUCUCCGUCUUCGUCCCAGCCAUCCAAAAGAGAAUAAAUACCGAUCUCCCCGGAGCAAACCUCACCUCAACCGAAAUAAUCUACCUCAUGGAUCUCUGCCCAUUCAACACCGUCGCUUCUCCCAACGGCACAAUCUCCCCUUUCUGCUCUCUCUUCACAGAAUCAGAAUGGCACGAUUACGGCUACUACGAAUCGCUAAACAAAUACUAUGGCUAUGGUGCCGGUAAUCCUCUCGGCCCCACCCAAGGCAUUGGUUUCACGAAUGAACUCAUCGCCCGUCUUACCAAAAAAGCAGUCCAGGAUCAUACCUCUACAAACUCCACUUUGGAUUCCAACCCUGUCACCUUCCCGCUCGAUAGAGCUCUAUAUGCGGAUUUCAGCCAUGAUAACGAUAUGACCGCUAUCUUCUUCGCCAUGGGAUUAUACAACAGCACUGCUCCCCUCUCCAACACAACGCUUCAAACUGCACAGCAAAGCAACGGGUAUUCAGCCGCUUACACCGUUCCCUUUGCAGCUAGAGCGUAUAUUGAGAAAUUGCAAUGUUUGGGACAUAAAGAGGAGAUGGUUCGGGUUAUUGUCAACGAUAGGGUUAUCCCUUUGCAAGGGUGUGGUGCGGAUUGGUUGGGUAGAUGUGGGCUUGGUGCUUUUGUGGAUAGUAUGGCUUUCGCGAGGAGUGGAGGUGGUUGGGCAAGUUGUGCUGUUUAGAUUUUUUUCAGAAGAACGGAAUUCACGUUUGUGUAAAAACGAGAAGCGUUUGUUCUCUACGGCUUGCUACUCGGUAAAAGGUAAAGGCGGUUGCGCGUACGUGUGUUUUGAGAGGUGGUCUUGCCCAAGACAAGUGCACUUGGUCAUCUCACAAUGGGGUGUUUAUGGCAUACUGUGCUUGUCUGACAUUGGUGAUCGUGGCGUUUCUUUCUCUUCUUGAUUCUUUUGUUCUCACGAUGGGGGAAAAGUAGAAUGACACCAUGGCAGUCAAUACCGGUGUAGAUGAUAUGGUGAUACUCUCAAGAAAAAUUUAGUCUUGCAAGGAUGGGGA
Aureobasidium pullulans EXF-150 is the source of this 1937-nucleotide messenger RNA. RefSeq names its product acid phosphatase. The record is from RefSeq and is a predicted model, not a curated record. NCBI's taxonomy places the organism in Eukaryota, Fungi, Ascomycota, Dothideomycetes, Dothideales, Saccotheciaceae. The coding region runs from base 221 to 1606 and encodes 461 amino acids. Gene Ontology annotation, molecular function: acid phosphatase activity. The transcript has 2 exons.